Symbiodinium sp. CCMP2592 is the source of this 498-nucleotide messenger RNA. Lineage: Eukaryota; Dinophyceae; Suessiales; Symbiodiniaceae. The record is from the annotation of a GenBank genome assembly.
AUGGUGGCGUGGCAGCGCAGCGGCCAGUGGCGGAAGGAACAGCAUUUCGGGGCUGGGUCUUGCUGCCAGGCUGCCGAGAUUCCUUGUGUGGAGGCCCUCGGGGCGAUGGCAGCCCUCCAGCAGGAGGCACUGCCCAUCGGGUGCGGGGCCAUGGCGGCGUUGCGCAGCGCCUGCGAAGAGAGGCAUCAAGCGGCGCCGGCAGAGGCCAUCGAAACAGUCAUUUCGGUAGUGCUGGCAUCCACGGCAGCCCGUCUGCUCAGUCAGCGCCCAAUUCUGGAACAUGGAGAGCAUCUUCAGCGCCCGCUCUGUUCCAUUCGAACUUAUCUUCAAGAUCAUUCGUUGCCCUGGCUUCAUUGCCGCCGCAUUGUAACACCGCUGGCAAGAGGCGUUGCUGCAUCAUCUGACGUGGACAAAUUGGAGGCUCCAUACGCGAGGCUGCUGCUGUGCGAAACUGGGCAAGCUGGUAACCCUAAAGCAAUCGCAGCUCUGGCGAAAUGA